Puccinia graminis f. sp. tritici CRL 75-36-700-3 is the source of this 159-nucleotide messenger RNA. RefSeq lists its product as uncharacterized. NCBI's taxonomy places the organism in Eukaryota, Fungi, Basidiomycota, Pucciniomycetes, Pucciniales, Pucciniaceae. The record is from RefSeq and is a predicted model, not a curated record. The coding region runs from base 1 to 159 and encodes 52 amino acids. The transcript has 3 exons.
AUGAGUACGCAGCGGUUACACAGGAGGGUGUAUGCGCUCGGUCGAUAUAAAAGCUCUUCUGCAUCGUCUUCGUUCAAACAGCAAGCCUUCCAAGGUUAUAUACAGACCAGUGUCAACUAUGAAGCUUACAUGGUAGACCUAUUACGAUUUCACAAGUAA